Molecule: messenger RNA, 2069 nt
Organism: Venturia canescens
Lineage: Eukaryota; Metazoa; Arthropoda; Insecta; Hymenoptera; Ichneumonidae
Gene: shop
Product: shopper
Exons: 5
Coding region: 263-1963 (566 amino acids)
Biological process (GO): sulfur compound metabolic process
Cellular component (GO): mitochondrion
Molecular function (GO): heme binding; sulfite oxidase activity; molybdopterin cofactor binding
Source: RefSeq, a predicted model, not a curated record
CCGCGACCUUGAAGGGAUAUCAUACUGAUGUUUCGAAAAUGCAGACCGACGAACGGAGCAUAACAUUCAAUAUGUGAAAGUUGUGAUAAGAUGUGUUGUAUGAAAAAUAAGAGACGUGGUACUUCGUUGAACCUAUAUAAUUGCUGUUUUGAAACACUCUCAGAACAUUGUGCUCGUACGGUGCCAAGAAAAAAGUGUGGUUUAUCAUUGCAAUUUAGAAUUAGAAGUAUAAAUCAAUUUUUUAUAAAAACAUAGGAGAACAAUGUCGUGGAGAUCGACCACUUUGCAUUUAACGAAAAAAAUUCCGCGCGAAAAAACAGCCCAGAGACUAUUAAGCGAAGUUGUGAACAGUGCUUGUUACACAGGGAACGAUCAUUACUCAUCCAGUGGAAAAGGUAGAGAUGAGAAAAGCAAUUGGAAUUCCUAUGGAAAGUUGGCAGCUGCGACUGCCUUGUCGAGCCUCGGAGCUCUGUACUACUUUUUUCAUACCCAAUCCGGGGAUGGAAAAGUCUACGCUCUUCUUAAAACAAAAACAGAAAACCCUGGAGAAUUCAAAGAAAAUUUAAAAACCUACACUGUUGAAGAAGUGGGAAAACACGACAAUGAAGAGAGUGGCAUUUGGAUAACGUACAAAAGAGGAGUCUAUGACAUAUCAAAAUUUGUGUCGCAACAUCCAGGCGGUUCAAGCAAAAUAAUGAUGGCAGCAGGCAGUUCCAUUGAGCCUUUUUGGCAAAUAUUUGCCAACCAUAAUUCCAAAGAAAUUUAUGCUCUUCUAGAGUCUAUGAGAAUUGGUAAUUUGGAGGAAUCUCACGAAGACUCCGCAAGCUCUGAAUCUGAUGAUCCGUACCGACACGAACCCAAAAGACACAAAGCCCUCAAAAUCAAUGGACCCAAACCCUUCUGUGCUGAACCACCUUCUUCCAUGUUGGUUGAAAAUUUUUACACGCCAACGGAUCUUUUCUACGUAAGAAAUCAUUUACCAGUCCCGGUAGUUGACAUCAAGGAUUACGAGCUCGAAAUAGCGAUCGAAGAUGACACGAAAAGAGUUCUUGAUAUAUCAGCAAUUAAAAAAUAUCCAAAGUACACGAUAACAACAGCGAUUAUGUGCGGAGGUAACCGUCGUUCGGAAAUGGCAGAAGCUAAACCCUUGAAGGGUUUAAGUUGGGGUGUAGGUGCAGUUGGAAACGCAUCAUGGUCCGGUGCUCGACUCUGCGAUGUUUUAGAAGGUUUAAAUAUAAACGAGGACGAUUGGAAUCAUGUUCAGUUCGAAGGUUUGGACACGGACCCAGCUGGAAUACCCUAUGGCGCCAGUAUCCCAAUAGGCAAAGCUCUUGAUCCAAGAGCCGAAGUAAUAUUAGCAUAUGAAAUGAAUGGCGAGCCGAUAUCGAGGGACCACGGAUUUCCGAUCCGGGCGAUCGUGCCCGGAGUUGUUGGUGCGAGAAACGUUAAGUGGCUUGGAAAAAUAGUUAUUUCGAAAGAAGAAAGCUCAUCGCAGUUUCAACGAGGCGAUUACAAAGGCUUUUCACCGAGUAUUGAUUGGCACAACGUCGAUUUUUCGAAAGCACCUGCUAUACAAGAAAUGCCAGUUGUAUCGGCAAUUUGCACACCGCAACGCGGAGAGCAGAUCAAACUAGAAAAUGGGAAAAUACCCAUAAAAGGUUACGCGUGGUCGGGCGGUGGAAACAGAAUAAUUCGAGUCGACAUAACGUUGGACGGUGGGGAAACGUGGCAUGAGGCUGAUCUCGUGUCGCAGGAUAAAAAAGCUCGAGAAGGUCGUCAUUGGGGUUGGACGAUAUGGAAAGCCGAAAUCCCGGUAGAUUCGUCGGCUAAAGAAGUAGAAAUAUGGGCAAAAGCGGUCGACUCUUCGUACAAUGUGCAGCCCGAAAGUUUUAAAAACAUUUGGAAUCUUCGAGGAUUUUUGUGCAACGCUUAUCACAGAGUGAAAGUUCGAUUGGAUAAAUAAAGCUGAAAAAACACGUAGAAAAAUGAAUAUUCACAUCUGUCGUAACGGCUGUGUAUAUAAAUUUUCAAAAAAGAAAGUCGAAUAAAAGGAGUUUUCUAUUUGGAAA